Molecule: messenger RNA, 1423 nt
Organism: Carica papaya (papaya)
Lineage: Eukaryota; Viridiplantae; Streptophyta; Magnoliopsida; Brassicales; Caricaceae
Source: RefSeq, a predicted model, not a curated record
UGGUGCAGGUUGUGUUCACAAAACUCUCCACCCAAACCACAAUGCUUCUUCUUUCUCCUCCUCAUUCUCUUCUCCUCCCCUUCUCUCGCUCCACCAGCUUCCAUGGCCGCAGCACGGAACCACAGCGUCUCAGAUUCAGAAUCUUCGCUAACAAAAGUGAAAGCCAGAGCAACGACAACAAGGAUUCCCCGGCUUUUAACCCCUUUGGCUUCGUUACCGAUAAUCCUUCCAGUCGAAGCGCCAUCCAGCUCCCCGAAGUUCCCGCCGAGGACGGAAAUGUUGGCCAAAUGCUUUACAGGAUAGAAGACAAGGGGAAAGAAUUUGGGUCUUAUGUCAAAUCCGGAAAGUUUAGAUGGUUUGUAAGGAAAACUGGAUCGGCUGAGAGCCGACGUGGAACCAUUGUCUUCCUUCAUGGCGCUCCAACUCAGUCUUUUAGCUAUCGGAUUGUUAUGUCUCAGAUGUCAGAUGCUGGAUUUCACUGCUUUGCUCCUGAUUGGAUAGGAUUUGGUUUCAGUGACAAGCCACAGCCAGGAUAUGGUUUUAACUAUACAGAGAAGGAGUUCCAUGAGGAAUUUGAUAAAUUACUUGGCACGCUUGGGAUCAAUUCUCCUUUCCUCCUUGUUGUUCAGGGCUAUUUAGUAGGUUCAUAUGGAUUGACCUGGGCCUUGAAAAACCCAAGCAAGAUAUCAAAACUUGCAAUACUGAAUAGUCCAGUAACAGUUUCAUCUCCCCUUCCUGGACUAUUUCAAAAGCUAAGGAUCCCUCUCUAUGGUGAAUUCACCUGCCAGAAUGCCAUUAUGGCUGAGCGGUUUAUUGAAGCAGGUAGCCCAUAUGUUUUGAAGACUGAGAAGGCUGAUGUAUACAGAUUACCAUAUUUGUCAAGCAGCGGACCUGGAUUUGCUUUGCUUGAAGCUGCAAGAAAAAUUAAUUUCAGAGACAUCUCAAGCCAAAUAUCAGCUGGCUUUGCAACUGGAAGUUGGGAUAAGCCAGUGCUACUUGCUUGGGGAAUAUCAGAUAAGCACCUACCUCAGUCUGUUGCAGAGGAAUUCCAGAAAGGAAACCCCGACGCCAUCAAACUCAAAUUAAUAGAAGGUGCAGGGCACAUGCCACAGGAGGACUGGCCGGAGAAAGUUGUUGAUGCCCUGAAAGUAUUUUUCUAAAUUAAAGUGUGCGUGCUUAGGCCUCGUCUCAUAUCAGACACAGGCAGUUCAUGUUGGCAUCGUCCCUUCAAAACCGUUUAGGCCUGCUAGUAGUCUAUUGAAUUCACUAAUUGUUAAUUGUUUAUAAAUAUGUAUAUAUACCCAUUGUUUUAACAUGAAUGUAUAUGUAAGUUUGGCAUUGGAUGAUGCCCUGCAGUUUUCCAAGGAAUAGAAUAUUGUUAUCCUUGUAAUGGAUAAGCAUUCCUCAGGUGAUUGUGGUUUGA